Molecule: messenger RNA, 1071 nt
Organism: Striga hermonthica
Lineage: Eukaryota; Viridiplantae; Streptophyta; Magnoliopsida; Lamiales; Orobanchaceae
Source: the annotation of a GenBank genome assembly
AUGUCACUCGCCGCCGGCCACGUCGGCGGAAAUGGCCGCAAUGGCGACCACGACGACUCGCAGGACAUCGAGCAGAGCUCGGAGGUCUCCACCGUUGACGGUUUGAGGGAAAGCCCCCACGGGAGGCCUAUCAGGCAGCGGCUGCUGGUGGUCGCGAACAGGCUUCCGGUUUCUGCUUUGAGGCGCGAAGCUGACUCGUGGUCUGUGGAGAUAAGCGCAGGCGGUCUCGAGUUUGAGAUACACUGGAUCGGUUGGCCUGGCGUGAAGGUGGCAGAUGAGGCUGGCCAGAUGGAAUUAACUAAAGCUCUGGCGGAGAAGAAUUGCGUUCCUGUUUUCUUGAAGGAAGAGAGUGCUUAUAAGAGUGUCAAUCGGAUGUUUGUCGAUGUUGUCUGGAAACACUAUGAAGAUGGUGAUAUCGUCUGGUGUCAAGACUACCAUCUGAUUUUUGUUCCAAAAUUUUUAAAGGAGUAUGACACAACUGUUAAAGUUGGAUGGUUCUUGCACACCCCUUUCCCGUCUUCAGAAGUCCAUCCGACCCGACCAUCUCGAACAGAAGUGCUGCAUGCGAUUCUAGCCGCCGAUUUGGUUGGGUUUCAAACGGACGAUUAUGCAACACAUUUCGUGCAUGCUUGUACCCGUAUUCUUGGAGUCGAAGUUGUUCCUGAAGGAGUAGAGGAUCAAGGGAGAACAAUUCAUGUGGCAGUGUUCCCUUUAGGAAUUGAUGCUGAAAAGUUCAUACAUAGUCUUGAAGUUCCUCGAGUGCAGGAAAUGAUGGAUAAAUUUAAAGCAGUAUUUGCUGGAAGAAAGGUAAUGAUGGGAGUAGAUCGCCUUGAUACGAGCGGAAGAAUACCCCAAAAGAUACUAGGAUUUGAAAAAUUUUUAGAGGAAAAUCCUGGCUGGCAAGAUAAGGUGGUUUUACUGCAAGUUGCUUUACCAACCACAACAGCUGACUAUCAAAAGCUAAAAAGCCAGGUCAAUGAAAUUGUUGUACGGGUCAAUUGCAGAUUUGGAACUCGGAAAUCAAUUUUUUACCGGAUGUGGCACUUGUCACGUCCUUGCGCGACGGGAUGA